Messenger RNA from Hypomesus transpacificus, 1452 nucleotides. Its product is annotated as histone H1-like. Gene Ontology annotation, molecular function: DNA binding. Gene Ontology annotation, biological process: nucleosome assembly. NCBI's taxonomy places the organism in Eukaryota, Metazoa, Chordata, Actinopteri, Osmeriformes, Osmeridae. Gene Ontology annotation, cellular component: nucleosome. The transcript is spliced from 3 exons. The record is from RefSeq and is a predicted model, not a curated record. Bases 314 to 1225 code for a protein of 303 amino acids.
AAUAAUGUAAUCAUUUUAAGCUAGGUAACAAACAUUUUUGUUUCACUUUUUCAGCGAAAACGUUAGAACUUGCCAACCUUCUCGAACAGCCGUUGGCAGUUAGAAUUUACGAAUAAUAACAAUUCUAAAUUAAUAAACUCGAAUAAAACGUGAAAAGGCCUCAGUUGUAGCUGGAAGUUACAAAAAAUAGCUACAUUGAUCUAAAUUAGUUUAGGCCUACUUUAAAUUAUUGUAGGACCAAUAGAGGCAGGUCAAGUUCCGGAUACUCCUUACUGACUUGAUUUUCUCUCUUUUUUUAUCAAUCUCAGAAGAAAUGCCGAAAGAGAAAAAUAGAACGAAUGGGAAAAAGAGAGUAAAUAUUAAAUUGAAGGAAACAAUAAUCCAUUCAAGGAAACACAAAGUUAAACCUAAACAAAAGUCGUCAAAACAAAGUGUCAACACCCCAGCUAAACCACAGGUGAAAAGUUCCGUCAAAUCACCUUGGUUGGCAAAGCAACCAAAGACAGUGAAAUCUCCAGGCGGUCGGGGCCUAGGAAAGGCUGGAGCUCGACGGUUGGGUCAGUUACUAAAACGUGCAAUUCAAGAGAAGACAAAUGUCACAGGAAAAGAAAAAGAACCGUUGCCAUCGACUCCAGUCCGGCUUUUCAAGUACCAGGUACAGGCUGAACCGAGCGAAGCGAAGACAGGAUCAUGUUUGCCCAGGGUGUCCCAACUGAUACUUCGGGUGGUCUCUCAGUGUAAGCACCGCGGGGGUAUCUCCAUGGUGGAGCUCAAGCACGCCUUGGCAGCUGGUGGUUACGAUGUCAGCAAGAACAACACCCGUGUUAACUUAGCAGUGAAGGGUCUGGUGAGGAAAGAGACUCUGGUGCAGACCACAGGAACUGGAGCAUCAGGUUCAUUCAAGCUCAACAAAAAGAAAUUGUCAGGGGGAAAGAAUAUAAAAAGAGCCACAAGACAUAAAACAGGCGCCAAGUCUGCAGAUGAGAAAGGAACCUUGAAACCAAAAGGACAGGCUGCAAGACCAGGUGCUAAAACAGGCAAACCAGCAGGGAAGUCACCUGAACCAGCUAGGAAGUCACCCAAACCAACAGGGAAGUCACCUAAACCAGCAGGGAAGUCACCUAAACCAGCAAGGAAGUCACCUAAACCAGCUAGGAAGUCACCUAAACCAGCAGGGAAGGGAACCAAGUCACGCCCUAAAGCAAAUCACAGAAGACAGCGAUAAAGACGGUGAAAAAGACUUAUCAAGGCGUCUAUAAAAGCACCACAACACCCAGAGAAACGGACUACAUCACCCAGAGAAACGGACUCCAUCACCCAGAGAAACGGAGAACAGCAACCAAGGGAAACAGUUCCUUGUGGGCUUGGACUGACGAUACAGACCUCUGGUAGAUUAACUAUUUUAACAUCACAUUGUUUUUCAUCAUACCGUUGUCCUUGCCAUAAUCGGUG